UUCAGAGCUAAGACGAGUCAUCCAAGCUUCUCUAACUGUUAGAAAUCUUCAUCACUACCUUAACACUUUCGUUCCCCUAUAAACCCCUGUCUUGUUUUCUCUUAUGUGUUUCUUCAUUGUGCAAAAAGCUGCUACUCUUUCUGCUGAAGCCUUUAUCUACUGGUGAUUCAAAGUCUUAUUUAAAUGCCUUCUUAUCUCCUUCAGGUUUCCAUAUUCACCACAGCUUCCAGCUGUAACAACUAACUCCACAGUCUGCACACUCUUCUUUCAUCAAAGCCCUGAAUUCGUUUGACCCAGUUUUGUUUUCUGAGCUUCUUCAUAAGAAAAUGGCUUUGAUCAAUAUUCCCACUGGUCAUGUUCAGGUUAGGAAAACAACACUUUCAGUUGAGAGAAAGCCAUUGAUGCUCAAAGAUUACCUCAGAGAAGAUCUGAGUUCUUGCUCUUCUAGUGGUUUCAGAUCGUUUCCACGCCGCCAGUGUUGCACCACCGUUCGGUUUCUUCUCGAGACUGACUUGAAGAGAUCUAAUCAUGAUUACUCAACUUCUACUAAACGGUCUUUGAAAAGAAGUCGAUCGAAGCCAGGUUCCACUUCCAUCGCCAUUUCUGCUCUGCAAAGAGCUUCGGAUGCUGUACUUAACGCCGUCAAGCUGCUUCCUUUUCCAUCCACCAAGUCAUCGUCGUCGUCGGUAAAAACAGUAGUUGGAGGAAAGGGAAAGGGGAUUUACCCAGGAGCUUUGCAAGGAAGCUCUUCAAAAGAAGAUUAUGGAGAAAAGCUGACAAGGAAGAUAAUCAUGGCCGUGGUGAGAUCAAAAGCUGGAAACUGUUUCGUGAAUUUCUUGAAGAGAAAAACCAACCGUCUGUUCAUAUUAAUGUUGCCAGUUAUACCACCACCGAUACCUCCUCCGCUGUUGUUACUACGAGCAGUAACUCCGAGGGCUUGGGUGGUGCCGACGCUGUUUCGAGUAAAAUAAAUUUACGGGAGGAGAAAAAUGUCAGCAACAUGGUGGGCGUAACAGGUGGUGAGGAUUCCGUCAACUGCAUUAAGGAUUGGCCAAACGACGAAGCAAAGCAACAGUUGAGUCCAGUGUCGGUUCUAGAUUGCCCUUUCGAUGGAGAAGAAGAAGACGAUGGGUCUGUUUUCGAAGAUCAGUUGGCCCGGGUGGAAGGAACCAAACAGAGGCUCAUGCAAAAGAUCAUAAGGUUUGAGAAGCUGGCUCAGCCGGAGCCACUGGAAUUGGAUAAACGGAUUGCAUCCGCAGAGGCAGAGCUUGAAGAUGAACCUGAACCAAACCAUCAGAAAGUCAAAACCCCAGAUUUGUUCGCAAGGGAGAGAUUACUGAUGGAAGAGUUUGGGGUGAACAAAUUGAGGAAUGAGAAAGCUCAAGAUCGGAAACAAGUUUAUGCUAAAGAAAUGGGGGAUACUGUAAAUUGGAUCAAGUUCAAUGUGGAAAAGGAGGAGGCUGGAUCGGCGCUGCAACUUGAGCUUUUCACUUCGAUGAUGGAUGACUUGUUAAUUGAUCUCAUCUCACAUUAAUUUCACUCUUUUUGAUACCGAUUUUGGGUACAAUCGUUGUGUUGUGAUA
Hibiscus syriacus is the source of this 1583-nucleotide messenger RNA. RefSeq lists its product as uncharacterized. Bases 1001 to 1534 code for a protein of 177 amino acids. The record is from RefSeq and is a predicted model, not a curated record. The transcript is spliced from 3 exons. Lineage: Eukaryota; Viridiplantae; Streptophyta; Magnoliopsida; Malvales; Malvaceae.